Molecule: messenger RNA, 2160 nt
Organism: Penicillium chermesinum
Lineage: Eukaryota; Fungi; Ascomycota; Eurotiomycetes; Eurotiales; Aspergillaceae
Gene: abr2
Product: laccase abr2
Exons: 5
Coding region: 1-2160 (719 amino acids)
Molecular function (GO): copper ion binding; oxidoreductase activity
Source: RefSeq, a predicted model, not a curated record
AUGGCGCCUCUCAGAACCUUAAUGGCUUUGGCCAGCUCCGGGGUAUUAUCCUCGACCUGGGCUAAGCUUGUACAUUUUGAACUGAAUGUUACCUGGCAAAUGGGUGCGCCAGAUGGAAAUGCUCGAGAGAUGAUCUUCAUGAACGAUCAAUUUCCUGGGCCCGAAUUGCGGCUAGACCAGGGUGACGAUGUCGAGUUUGUGGUGCAUAACAAUCUUCCCAUGAAUACCUCGGUGCAUUUUCAUGGGAUUGAGCAACACAACACACCAUGGUCAGAUGGUGUUGUCGGCCUAACACAGAAGCCAAUCCAGCCAGGACAGAGCUGGACUUACCGAUGGAAAGCCACUCAGUACGGAACCUACUGGUACCACUCUCACGCCCGCGCAGAAAUGACCGAUGGACUGUACGGUCCAAUCUGGAUCAACCCGGCCCCUGAAACUCCUCUGCCAUUUUCGUUGAUUUCAAAUGAUGCUGCGGAUAUUGCUGCAAUGGAACAAGCAGAGAAGAAUCCUCAGCUUGUAAUGCUUUCCGACUGGGACCAUCUCACAUCAGAGCAAUACCAAAAGGCUCAGGAAGACAGUCGGUUGAAUAUAUUCUGUAUGGACAGUGUCCUGAUCAAUGGUCGGGGAGCCGUCUACUGCCCUGGAACAAAGAACAUUUCGAGUGUCGAGCUCUCUUAUCUCAAGACUGCUAUCGAUAACCAACCUCUGACAGAUAAGGGGUGUCUGCCCAAUAUAUAUGAGACUCAGGGUGACUUCCCCCCAACCGAUGAGAGCAAGAUCCCUGGCGGACUGAACGCUGGCUGCAGCCCUACUAAUGGAUAUCACGAAAUCAUUGAAGUUGAUCCUAACGUUGGCUGGGUCAGUUUCAAGUUUAUUAGUGCCGCAUCACUCAAGGCUCUAAUGUUCUCCAUUGACGAGCACCCAAUGUACAUUUAUGAAGUCGAUGGAAGCUACGUGGAGCCUAUACUGGCUGAAAGUGCAAGUAUCUACAAUGGUGAGCGUUAUGCAGCUAUGGUCAAGCUCGACAAGCCUUGGAAAGAUUACACAAUCCGUAUUCCCGACACUCAAGGGGACCAGGUUAUCUCCGGUUUCGCUACAAUGCGCUACAAGGGCUCCUCCAACACAGAUCCUUCUUUGCCCUAUAUCGAUUAUGGUGGCAGGAAUACCUCUGCAUCUGUCACUGCUCUUGACAAUAAGGCCAUCAGACCCUACCCUGCUGAGACCAUCCCCACUGCUGCUGAUCAGCUGGUCAACUUGACAAUUGGCCGUUCUGGCUCGUCAUUCACCUGGACUACGUCGGGGGGCCCAUUAUAUGAUAUGAUGGCUAACUGGGAUGAUCCAAUUCUUUAUGACUUGAACGCAAGAAACGACCUUGACCCUCAAGUUACUAUUCAAACAAAGAAUGGCACAUGGGUCGACUUACUUCUGCAGUUGGGUGACUUGCCAAAUACUCCUCAUAUCCAGGCUCCCCAUGUUAUGCAUAAACAUUCUAACAAGGCAUACAUCCUUGGUGUAGGUGAAGGCUUUUUCAAUUGGACAAGCACAGCAGAAGCAAUUGCUGAGCAACCAGACCUCUUUCACCUGGACAACCCUCAGAAGCGAGAUACAUUUGUCACAAAUGGACCUACUGGCCCCACUUGGAUGAUUAUCCGCUAUCAAGUCGUGAACCCGGGCCCCUUCCUGUUUCAUUGUCAUAUUGAAACCCACAUGGCAAAUGGGAUGUCUGUUGCUUUGCUCGAUGGAAUUGACCAAUGGCCGACCGUUCCUGCAGGGGAGGAUCAAAGUCCAGGGGCAGCCUUGAGCCCUAUUCCGAGUCAAAGCACUCCUCCCAGCGGCCCACCGCCAUAUUCCUUGCCGCCGACUUCUCCCCCAGCCUCUUCUUCUCGUCCCCCCACCCUCUCCAGCUCGCCCGCAUAUCCAUCCCAGCCAGCUUCCUCGACACGACCAGUUUACCCUUCUGCACCUACCUCUAGACCUGUUUAUGUUCCCCCAUACUCCUCUACCGCCUCUCCUCCUACUCAGCCCACUCCUUCGGGGUAUUCCACAUUAUAUGCCGAGCCUCCCUCGCCAUCCUGGCUACGGAAGCACAAAGAGCUCCUGAAGGAUUUCCUUCCUUUCCAGAGGAAUGUCGAAGAAGAGCAUGCGAUGCAGACAAAGUAG